Messenger RNA from Xylaria bambusicola, 1368 nucleotides. Its product is annotated as GTP-binding protein-like protein. Gene Ontology annotation, biological process: endoplasmic reticulum to Golgi vesicle-mediated transport; vesicle organization; membrane organization. The transcript is spliced from 7 exons. Gene Ontology annotation, molecular function: GTPase activity; GTP binding. Gene Ontology annotation, cellular component: endoplasmic reticulum exit site; COPII vesicle coat. Lineage: Eukaryota; Fungi; Ascomycota; Sordariomycetes; Xylariales; Xylariaceae. The record is from RefSeq and is a predicted model, not a curated record. The coding region runs from base 201 to 770 and encodes 189 amino acids.
CUAUACUUAUUGCUUCAUCUGUUAAAUAGGUAGGCACGUCUGAUAUCAGAUAUUGCUAUAUCCGACCCGCCAUACAUGUCCUCCAUCAUCCAUCACGCCAACAUCAAAACUGUCAGCUUCCUCUAGACAACACAGCCAGCUAAGAUCCCCGACGACUUGCCUGCACCGAGAUCUUCCCAACACACCCCUCUAUCGCCAAGAUGUGGAUUGUUCAGUGGUUCUACGAUGUCCUCUCCUCUCUUGGCUUGAUGAACAAGCACGCCAAGCUGCUCUUCCUGGGUCUGGAUAAUGCCGGAAAGACGACUUUGCUACACAUGCUGAAGAACGAUCGUGUCGCAAUUCUUCAGCCUACUCUCCACCCCACAUCCGAGGAGCUUGCCAUUGGCAACGUCCGAUUCACGACUUUUGACCUAGGUGGCCAUCAACAAGCCCGUCGGCUCUGGAAAGACUACUUCCCCGAAGUCAAUGGCAUAGUUUUCCUCGUCGAUGCCAAGGAUCACGAACGUCUCUCCGAGUCUAAAGCCGAGCUUGACGCUCUGUUGUCCAUGGAGGAACUCGCUAAAGUCCCAUUUGUUAUCUUGGGUAACAAGAUUGACCAUCCAGAUGCCGUGUCUGAAGACCAACUUCGUCAUGAGCUGGGUCUGUACCAGACCACCGGCAAGGGCAAAGUUCCAUUGGAUGGAAUUCGACCCGUUGAAGUUUUCAUGUGUUCUGUGGUCAUGAGACAAGGUUACGGUGAUGGCAUCAGAUGGCUCUCACAAUAUGUCUGAGUUCUAAACGACCAUGUUAACAUAUGCUAUCGUAUCUGCUGAUGGCAACUGCGUGACCAUUCUGCAGAUGUCUUAUGCAAUCCUGGAGUUCUUUCAUUUUCAUUUUCAUUUUCAUUUACUGCUUGCUUCUUUCUCAGCUCUGUUCAGGCUUACGGGGGAUGUUUUAAUGGAGUCUAUGAUUAGAGGCAAUGGCAUUAAAUACCAGCAUCUUCAAAAUGCAUCGGUUCAGAGAUGAUUCACUUGCACGAGAAACAAGGUUCCGUAAUGCUUAUACCUAUGACAGUUGGAUUUGUUGUACAUUCCUCUGGCCAGUCACUGUUCUGACUGGUAAAUCCAAGAAAAUUAAUCAGGUGAGAAGACGUAAGCUUCUGGGGGUUUACUCUAUACUUGAUAGCUACCGUCCUCUUUCAGUCUGCAACAUUCUCCUUCCAUUGGCAUGGUAUAUACCGACGUGAGUAGCUUCAGGGCGCUUAGGGGCUGCAAUAUGCCUUCUAAGCGUUGCGCAUAUUUGUUUCACCUAUUCUAUAUGUAAGUCGGAAGAAUAAAAAUAGAUGUAGCUGUUUCAAGUAACUUAUCAAUCGGCGAGGACCGAUUGACU